Pelmatolapia mariae (spotted tilapia) is the source of this 2156-nucleotide messenger RNA. Its product is annotated as tripartite motif-containing protein 16-like. Bases 1 to 1887 code for a protein of 628 amino acids. The transcript has a single exon. Gene Ontology annotation, molecular function: zinc ion binding; protein binding. NCBI's taxonomy places the organism in Eukaryota, Metazoa, Chordata, Actinopteri, Cichliformes, Cichlidae. The record is from RefSeq and is a predicted model, not a curated record.
AUGGACCAAACAAAAUUCUGCUGUUCAGUCUGUUUGGAUCUGCUGGACGAUCCGGUGGCUAUUCCCUGUGGACACAGCUACUGCAUGAACUGUAUUAAAAGCUUCUGGGAUGAAGAGGAAAAGAAGAAAAUCUACAGCUGCCCUCAGUGCAGACAGACUUUCACACCGAGGCCUGUCCUGGUGAAAAACACCAUGUUAGCAGAUUUAGUGGAGGAGCUGAAGAAGACUGGACUCCAAGCUGCUCCUGCUGAUCACUGCUAUGCUGGACCUGAAGAUGUGGCCUGUGAUGUCUGCACCGGGAGAAAAAUGAAAGCCUUCAAGUCCUGUUUAUUCUGUCUGGCAUCUUACUGUAAGGAACACCUUCAGUCACAUUAUGAAGUAGCUUCGUUAAAGAAACACAAGCUGGUGGAGCCCUCCAAGAAGCUCCAGGAGAACAUCUGCUCUCGUCAUGAUGAGGUGAUGAAGAUGUUCUGCCGUACUGAUCAGCAGAGUAUCUGUUAUCUCUGCUCUGUGGAUGAACAUAAAGGCCACGACACAGUCUCAGCUGCAGCAGAAAGGACUGAGAGGCAGAGAGAGCUGGAGGUGAGUCGACAAAACAUCCAGCAGAGAAUCCAGGACAGAGAGAAAGAUGUGAAGCUGCUUCAACAGGAGGUGGAGGCCAUCAAUCAGUCUGCUGAUCAAACAGUGGAGCACAGUGAGAAGAUCUUCACUGAGCUGAUCCAUCUCAUCCAGAAAAGAAGCUCUGCUGUGAAGCAGCAGAUCAGAUCCCAGCAGGAAACUGAAGUGAGUCGAGUCAAAGAGCUUCAGGAGAAGCUGGAGCAGGAGAUCACUGAGCUGAAGAGGAGAGAUGCUGAGCUGAAGCAGCUCUCACACACAGAGGAUCACAUCCAGUUUCUACACAACUACCCCUCACUGUCAGCACUCAGUGAGUCUACAGACUCAUCCAGCAUCAAUAUCCGUCCUCUGAGCUACUUUGAGGAUGUGACAGCAGCUGUGUCAGAGGUCAGAGAUAAACUACAGGACAUUCUGAGAGAGGAAUGGACAAACAUCUCACUGACAGUCACUGAAGUGGAUGUUUUACUACCUAAUCAGGAGGGACGCCUCGUGGGUGCAUUACACCUCCCCCGUGCAAUGCCUUCCUCUGUGCCUUCCUCUGUAGUGCCUCCACGUGUCAUGUCUCCCCUUUACGUGGCUCCUCGUGCAAUGCCUUCCUUUGUGCCUUACCCUGUAGUGCCUCCACGUGUCAUGUCUCCCCUUUACGUGCCUCCUCGUGCAAUGCCUUCCUUUGUGCCUUACCCUGUAGUGUCUCCCUUUGUAGUGCCUCCAGCAGCUGUGUUCAGCUCCAGAGCUGAAUUUUUAAAAUAUUCACGUGAAACCACACUGGAUCCAAACACAGCGUACAGAUAUCUGUUAUUGUCAGAGGGGAACAGAAAAGUAACAUUAGUGAAUCAACAACAGACUUAUUCUGAUCAUCCAGACAGAUUUACUGGAUGGUCUCAGGUCCUGAGUAGAGAGAGUCUGACUGGACGUUGUUACUGGGAGGUGGAGUGGAGAGGGGGAGGAGGUUAUGUAGCAGUCGCAUACAAGAAUAUCAGCAGAACUGGUAAUGAAUGUGGAUUUGGACGUAAUGACAAAUCUUGGUCAUUAGAUUGUAACAACAACAGUUAUACAUUUUGGUACAACAACAUCCAAACUCCUGUCUCAGGUCCUCGUUCCUCCAGAGUAGGAGUGUACCUGGAUCACAGAGCAGGUAUUUUGUCCUUCUACAGCGUCUCUAAAACCAUGACUCUCCUCCACAGAGUCCAGACCACAUUCACUCAGCCGCUCUAUGCUGGACUUUGGCUUUAUGAUUAUGGAGCCACUGCUGAGUUGAUUAAAGUGAAAUAGACUGAAGUCUUUCAUAUUGUGGGUUUAAAUCUGUAUUUUAGUUUCAUUUUAUUUUCUCUCCAUCAUUUCUGCACAGAGAUCAGCUGUCAGUCAAACAUUAUGGGUGGUACCUCCACAUCUUCUAGUUGUUCUCUUCAUGUUUCUGAGUUUUUAAAGGAGAUCUUUCCUGUGACUGUUUAUGGAGGCUAUCACUGCUCAUCAUCAUUUUGAUUUACUAAAAUAUUUCUCCACAUGAAAAUGUAAACUUCUCUAUCCUCUAAAUGUUUCUG